Messenger RNA from Anopheles gambiae (African malaria mosquito), 16088 nucleotides. RefSeq names its product CUGBP Elav-like family member 4 (gene bru3). Gene Ontology annotation, cellular component: cytoplasm; ribonucleoprotein complex; nucleus. Gene Ontology annotation, biological process: mRNA splice site recognition; regulation of alternative mRNA splicing, via spliceosome. The record is from RefSeq and is a predicted model, not a curated record. The transcript has 12 exons. Lineage: Eukaryota; Metazoa; Arthropoda; Insecta; Diptera; Culicidae. Gene Ontology annotation, molecular function: mRNA binding. The coding region runs from base 5090 to 6316 and encodes 408 amino acids.
UGGGACUGUUUUGACUUCAGAGAAAGAAACGUGGAACAAGGAUACGGGUGUGUUAUCGUCAUCGUCGUUGUCGUUGUCGUCGUGCUCGUCGUCGUUGUUGUCGUCGUCGUAUUUAGUUGUUCAAAUCAUAAGUUUGUUGUUUGUUCCCCGGUCUUGUGUGAAUACUACUACUACCAUUACUAUUACUACUACUCUUACUACACUAUCCGCUAAGGAGCCGCGUGUGCCGCAAGCUAAGUAAGUUGGUAGAAAUCGCUCGCAAGUCGUAGUGUCCGUGAGAGAACGAGCAAAACGCCAGGAAUACUUUCGAUCAGCGACCAGCGAAUUUAAGAACGGUUCCGUCGAGCAAAGCACCUAAAAGUCCCGGCAAAAACCAUCGUCUACCGGUAUAGAGCGGGAAAGCUUGCCACUGGAAAAUCGUGCCUCCCAGUACCAACGCAGCCCAUUGGCUUGAGCCAAAAUCGUGGUAGUAAUUGUAGCAUACACAUUCACACACUAAGACCGGACAAGAAAGGAGCAGACUGGUUUUGGUGUCUUGAAAACAAAACUCUGAUUGUGACGUGGAACGAGGAGACGCGCUCGUAGAUGCGGUUUUGUCAACGUUGGAAAAGAUGCAGAGGAGCGGUGAAGUAUGCUGAUAGCGGUUCGUGAUUUAAAUACACCCGCCAAAGAAAGCAGUGAACAGAAGUGCCCAACCGAAACGUUAACGUAAAACGAAUAUCAACAAACCAAUAAGCAAGGAGCAUGCACGCAGAUGCGAAAUGUAAAAACAAAUAAGAUAGAAAACCAACUAUCAUCACCGACAGCGAGCAAGCAGGUGAAGCUGUAAACACAUGUAUAAAGUAUCAACAAUCGUGGAAGUAGGACGAUAGAAAGUCAACCCACAAACAAGCACACAUACUCAAAACAAACACUGAGCUCUGAAUCAAUCGAAAAAUCAUUACAGGGAUUAUAUAGGUUACGAAAAGUGUACGUUAGUCACGCAUUUCUGUAUGUAUGUGUGUAUGUAAUGCUGGCAAUUUAGAAGACGAUGAUGGUAACAUUUGCUUGAGCCUUUUCCUCGAAAUUAGCAACUCCUUUAACAAACCUCCCAUCCACAGCCUAAAAAGGACAAGCACACGAGAAGGCAACUAGAAGAAGCCUAGCUCAAGAAGCGAAAAUCGAUAAAAAAGCUCCUCGCGGAACAAAAGGAACAACAACAGCUGAAAAGCAAAACGACGCUGUUGAACAAAACAAUCCAUCUAAAAGUGGGCGCAACGUAACAACUGUGUGGAAUAGAAUUUCGCCAGAAAACGACAACCCUGUCCUUUUAGUCUGCGCGACGCGUAAAGUUAAAGAGCGCACGAGGUUGUAUUAAAGCUCACAGCUACGGGCGACGGAUCAGCACGGAUGCGGACAGUCAGCCGCCGAUUGAUGCCAGUGUCAGCUGGAGUGCGUGAUAGCGUUGCAUCCGAGUGAAGGGAAAACCGGUCAACGUGAGCUGGCUUUUCCAUCUGAACUGGCCUGGGAAAACUGCGUGUGCGAGCGGGCGAGCGAGAGUGCAAUUGUGUCAGGGCGAGAACGCACGAGUCGAGCAAGCGAGAGUACGAGCGAGAAAGAGAGAGAGAGAGAAAGAGAGUGAACGAGUAAACGGCCGCAUGCAUUGCCGUCAAUAAUCAACAAUCAGUCAGUCACUCAGUCAGCCGCCAGUGGCAGCAUAAACAGCAUACACUUGCAGCAGGAGAAGUGGUAAUAUAUUGACUGCAUCCCUUCAGUGCCGUUCGCAAUCGGUGCAUCGUGGCAGUUGUGUUGCAAACGAGUUUCGUCGAUCGGUGUUUUUUUGUUGUUUUCAUCACUCGCGUGUACACUGACUUUAAGCAGCGUGUACUGUAACCGGCGCAAAUGCGUGUGGAUGCGUUUUUUAGUGGAACGAAGCGAAACAACUAAAGUUCUUCAGGUGUGCAGUCUAGGUGUGUUGCUUAAGUGAAAGUGAACAACGGUACAACGCGAACAUAGCCGCUUUCCCCUUUCUUCCAAACUAGCCGCAGUGGUAGUGUGUUAGUGCUUUGUUUCGUCUUCGUUCCCAAGGUGCCAUUCUCGUAGUCGAGCCCAUGUCUCGGGACAAAAGUCGCUAGCAGACCGGCAAAUCAUCCCAGAAGCGAGGCGAAAGUAUAAUACAAAAUUAGCAUUAGCAAGAGCCUAUUAGUCGAACGCAUUAGCGCAAUAGCGGGUUCGCUAUCGGAAACACACAAAAGCAAACUAACGACCCCAACCAACCAAAACAAACAAACGCGAAACUGAGCAGGAGAACCGCAACCAUCACAUCAAAAAAGUGCCUAACUAUUUCCGUUUUGCGUUUCGCUUAAAUCUGUUGUUGUAUCGGUCCACUCAGUCCCUGUCCCGAACACCCCGUCGAUUUGCGUGGACCCGUCCGUAGAAAACACGCUUACCGUACCGGAUCUGAACAGGCAUGCUAGCGGAGCUGGGAAACAGCGUGUAGCUAAGGAUUGUCAAGGAUUGUUCGGAUUCCCAGAAAACCAAAAAAGCCCCGUUGUACUUUAGGCCACCAGGUAAUGGUUGUGUUACGUUUCGGGUAGCUGGUGAAAGGAGUGGAAAAACAAAUCAAAACGCAUUAAAUUGAAAAGUGUGCGCCCAGUAGUGUGCUCCCUUGUGGUGGUAGUAUGAACAAAACAUAAUACACACACAUACGCGCGGAUUAGUCGCAAUGCUGCGAGUGUGCUAAUACAAAAGUGAUAAAACUAUUACAAAAAAAGAAACACCCCCUCGCACCCUCCAAAAACAAAACAAAACAAAAAUUCGUGUGCCGAUUGUUAUCAUCGCAAUUGUUAUUUGAGCUAAAACCGUUUAGAAACUCGAUGAAGAAAUCGUAGCAGUAUAGGGUAGGAUUUGUGUAAGUGCAGUAGUGUUUCGCCUUUCCGAAGCCUUUGCCAACUGGAGGAGUGUUCCGUUCGUGCUGCUGUUACAAAGGUGUAGUUUUAACCGCGUUCACUUCAAGCAACGUGCGAGGAACGCGAAUGCUGGCUGGUGUUUGAUGUGAACAUUGAUUUUCCUCGUUUUCCCCGGCAUUUGGUAGUGCGUUCGUGCACUUACCUGUCUACGCAAUAGAACUGUGCCCAUUAUCGCGUCUGCUUCCAGCAAUCGAUUAAAGCGGAUACAAAGUUAAAGGAGCUACGGCGAGUGCUGCGAAAAAUCCCAACACGACUAACAAGCAAUCAAAAUCCUUGGAGCCCGGCUCUGGACCAUGGUGUAUUGAACAGAGCAGUGUGUGUGUGUGUGUGCUUCCGGACGAUCGUGACUACUGCGUAACACGUUACUAACAAAAGGUUGAGGUUGAACAAAGUGAUAGGAAAUAUUUGUGAUAUCAGUGUCUGUGUGUGUGUCUCGUGACUGUCGUACCAGCUUCCAACCAGAUCGUCGAAAACUCUAAACCACUAGAGACAAAAAGAGGAGAGAGAAAAAGAGCAAACUCGGUAACCUUCUUCACAUAUCGGAAUUUCACUUGCGAAUGCUGAUCUCGUCGGCAUUUUCGUUUCGUAAAAUUUAAAUCAACCCUCCCAGGAGUGGGUUUUGCUGCGGACGUGACUAGUGCAUGCUUCCACAAGGCAAAGCGGCAUAACUUCCAUCCCGCCCACCAAACCUUCCGCAACUCCACCCCCCGGGGGUUACAUUACGUCCAACAGCCAACUCUGCCAGCUUCACUCGUGGUUCGGCCGAUGGUUCUAAUAAUAGUUCCGCAAUAACAAUAUCAUCACUUUCGCCCAUCAUCUCCAGUGGCGGAGAGUUAGAUUCUGCUCCGAAACUCGUGCGGGGUCUACCGAUCCCUACGCCUACCCGCCAAAGCAAAAAGUCGAGUUUUAAAGUGCAAAGUGUGAAGAAAGCAAGGAACGUUCGUACGGUCGUCGUUGUCGUCGCGCGCGUAUUCCGUUGUGAUAUUAUUCGCUAUCGGUUUGGUGAUUGUGUGUACGAGCGUAGCGUGAUUGUGUUCGUCGUCGCUGUUGUUGUCAGUGCCAGUCUCGAGUGCAGGUUUCGCGUAUGUUCACGGUGUAAGUGCUCCGCGUUUGUCUGUGCAUAUUGUUUGAUUUUUGGUGUUUGAUCUGGUGUAUCUGUGAGUGUGUCUGUGAGUGUUUCAGUGUGUGUGUGUGUAUUUGUGCAACGUCGUACAGAGAAAGCCCUCACUCCCUCUGACCGCGGAGUGUUGUAUCCGGCUUUUCUGCAGCUCUUCCCCCACAUCCCGGUUGGGAUUGUUUGAUCUGAGAUGCUGUGAUCAGAGAAAUAUUAUUCGCCGACCAACUUCAACAGUCCCACUCGUAUCCGCCUUCCGGUGCAAACCGAUCGGUUCCGUGUGAGCGUGUGAUUUUCCGAUAUUCCCGUUGCAGUUUUUUGCCCGCGCCCUGCAAAUCCAAGAGGGAUCGCCGUGGUUGAGGUGUUAAGGCCGCGGGGUGACCGAGUGUUAAAGGCAGGUGGAAAACAACCAACGUGCGAAGUGAUAGCGCCGCGAGCAAAUAUUGCCAAGUGUGGUGGAAAAUAUUGAUGAUAUUUUCUGGGAAUCAUAAAAGUCAUCUGCUGCUGCUGGUGGAGAGUGUGCGUGUGUGAGUGCAGCCGGUCGGUCGGUCUGUUUUUUCGCCAUUGUUGCUUUCCGUGUUGUGUGGCAUUUGGAAAGGUUUCGAUUUCGUUUGUUCUCACGGGCAACAGUUCACGGCAGUACUCGGCCCUAACGCGCGUUUCGUGGCAGGGAAAUAGAUGCAACUGACGGAAAAAGCAAACCGGUGUGUGCGGGCGGCAUAAACGCAAGGAAAAUUCUCAGCCGAAAGUUUGUGUGCUUGUGCAAAGGAAAGAGUGCUGGGCUGUGUGUGUGUGAGGGCGGGAAUCGCUUAUUCUACCGGGAAAUCGCAUAUCGUACUAGUGCUGUGAAUAACCUGAAGCUAAGAGGCGAGCUUGAAGAGAUCGUUUGCUCGAGCGCUGCAAAUAGAUAUAAAUCGGCGCCCAGUGUCGGGAAGGGCGUCACAUUCACUCUGCGACAAAUCGUCUCCAGUGCCGACUCUAGCAUCACGUUAUUGCGUUUCGACAUCAUCAACAGCACUCUGCAUACAUGUUAGGCUGCGCGUUUUUGACGUACUUCAGUCCGGAAAGCGCCGUUAACGGUCAGGGCGCGUUACAUGAGAAGCAGACACUACCUGGGAUGAACCGUGCUAUUCAAGUCAAGCCAGCGGAUAGCGAGAACCGCGGUGAUCGAAAGCUUUUCGUUGGCAUGCUUAGCAAGCAGCAAACUGAAGAGGAUGUAAGACAGUUGUUUAACGCGUUCGGAACCAUUGAAGAGUGCACGAUCCUGAGAGGACCGGACGGUGCCAGCAAAGGUUGCGCCUUUGUUAAAUUUACCUCGCAUCAAGAAGCUCAAGCUGCUAUAACAUCACUUCACGGUAGUCAAACUAUGCCGGGUGCAUCCUCUAGCUUAGUGGUAAAGUUUGCUGACACCGAGAAAGAGAGGCAACUCCGUCGUAUGCAGCAAAUGGCUGGCCAUAUGAACCUGCUGAGUCCGUUUGUGUUCAACCAGUUCGGACCGUACGGCGCCUACGCCCAGCAGCAGCAGGCGGCCCUGAUGGCGGCUGCAACCGCACAAGGAACGUAUAUCAAUCCCAUGGCUGCACUAGCAACACAAAUACCUCACGCGUUGAACGGUUCCGGACAGCCAGUAAACGGUGCCAUCCCCUCUCUACCAUCGCCCACGAUGCCUACCUUCAACAUGGCAGCACAAACGCCCAACGGUCAACCGGCCGGCUCGGAGGCGGUUUACACCAACGGAAUACCCCAGACCUACCCAGGACCUCUUUAUGCAGAUGCUCUUCACCUGUCGAUACCCGCUCAAGGACUUCCGAACGGAGAUGCUGCCCUACCGCAUGCCGCCUACCCUGGCAUCCAGCCGUAUCCCGGUGUCGCCUACCCAGCCGUUUAUGGACAAUUUCCGCAAGCUAUACCGCAACCGAUUGCUGCCGUUGCACCAGCACAACGCGAAGACAUGUUAAUGUUCCCAGGGUGCUCCAUAUCGGGCCCGGAAGGUUGCAACCUGUUCAUCUACCAUCUGCCACAGGAAUUCGGUGACGGAGAGCUGAUGCAGAUGUUUAUGCCCUUCGGAACUGUGAUAAGUUCUAAAGUCUUCAUUGAUCGAGCUACAAAUCAGAGUAAAUGUUUCGGUUUUGUAUCGUUUGACAAUCCAGCCAGCGCACAAGCUGCGAUUCAAGCCAUGAACGGUUUUCAGAUUGGUAUGAAAAGACUGAAAGUUCAGCUGAAAAGACCAAAGGAUGCGAAUAGACCCUAUUAACAAUCAGAGAUUAAAAGCGCUUUAAAAAGUGCUUCUGGUGACUUUAAAAUAUGAAGUUAAUCCUUAGACAAAUUUAAUCUAAUAUCAUCAAUUAUCAGUGCAGUUAUGAAUAGAAACAAACAAAAACAACUACAACCAAUCGCUUAAAGUUAAAUAAUGAACUCACACAGACACACUACUUAAAAACAAAACAUAUGGAAAGGAGCAAACAUUUACGCUACUCUAUAUAUAAAGCAAAAACAAAAAAAAAUCCUACAUGAGAGAACAAAAAAAUACACGAUUACAAAGCUAUACAACACUGUUGCAAAGUCAGUGACUUUUGUCUUACACAAAAAAAAACCGAUGUACCAACUAUACGCGCCCGCCAGCAACACACAACAGUCCGUGAUGAAAAGAAGGGAUGAAGUGUGAAAUGAAAGUGCUUUUGGUGCGUACAGCACAACCGGCAUCAUCCAGCGGAGCCACAACAGUCAAGAAGGAGACAGCAUAUGACAGUGACUACACGAUUGCAGCUGGAAAUAUGUAAUGCAGCCGGUGGAAAAAGUACAUUUGUUUUACCAAAAAUGGAGGCUAGUCCAAUGUUUGCCAACCAAUGUCGUGGUUAUAGGAUAGGAGGAGUAAGUGAAUUAUCGUAUACUUAAGUUUAUCUAUAUCUAGAUACAAAUCAAAACUCUCUCGUAAAAGGAACCGAGUUCCCAUCGAUUAGCGAUGUGGAACCAAGAAAACGUGUUUCAUUCAGGUUCGGUAACAAAAAUUCUCUAGCGCACACAAUUUAUUACAUACAUUAGGUUCACUUAUGCAAUUUUAAUAUGACACAAUACACAGUUCAGCAUUACAAGAACGUUAUUAAAUGCAUCUUCAAACCAAUAGUGAGGCUACAGCAAAGCGUAUACUAAUAACAUUUUUCAGAUAAUCUAUUAAACUUUGCUCAUUUAUGUACUCACAUUUUUACGCUACUGAUCAUGUACUAAGAAACGUUAAAUGCCCGUUCAUUAUACUAACAAUGGAAUUGUAAAUAACGUGCCACAAGGUACUUUUUAAUUGUCAUUCUUGUUUUCUCGCUUUUCUAGUGCACAUCUUAACCGCUAUAAUUCGACAAACGAAAUUAUAUCAACUUUAGACCAAAACACUUUUAUUUUGAUUCACUAGCUGCAUAGUAAAUCUUUGUAUCUAAGGAAAACUCAUUAGCAGUGUUAUUACAAAUAUAUAUAAUGCUGUUACACUACUUGUUUCUUUCUUCUUUUACUCGCACAGUUUCGUGUGAAACUGCUCGUUUAGCAAAACAUAAAAACGCAUUCAUCAUAGUCUAUAGGGCUCUAAGAGACAAAUGGGAUGGUACGGUUUGCUUUCUUUUCGUAUAGGUUUCUAAAGUUUUUUCGACUGCUAAGGAAUUCGAAGGAAUACGGUGAAACUUACUUUGCCUAUAUGUUAAUACAUAAAAAGAGUGUUAUUUGUUUCGAUAGCUUCAAGCCCUAAUCAACAACUAAAGCGUAAAAUUUGCGACACAGGAAUUAGUUUUAUAUAGUGCAUUAGCAGUGUGGCAAUAAGCCUCGAUUAACAGCACUUAGCAAUUAUUCAACAUAUUGUUAUGAUUUGAGCCAACAUAUUAAGAUGUAAAUUAUAUUACUACGUUAAGUAAUCAUUUACGAUCAUUAUCAACCCUUUUGAAUGCAACAAACAGAUGAUGAUUGCUUCCGCAAACCACAUUUGUUAUCGGAUACAUAACAAUAAUAAUUUAAUUAAAAAAUAUAUAUUUAAAUCAUUGAUUUUUUUAAAUAAAAUUACAUGGUUCUAUCUCCUUAACAUUUUUUUAAAUAAGUUUAGUAAGACGUUUUACUUUAUACUUCAUAAUUGAAGAAGUGCACAUAUAUACGAAGAGUUUUUUUUGCGAUCAAAUCGACAUUAAAAUAAAGUUUUAAAAUUUUCCGCAAUGAAACAAAUACAGUUAGCUCAAUCCUAUCCUGAAUGUACGUGGAUAACGUUACCAACGCUUUUUGUUUUGUAGCCCAGGUUUGCAUCGUUUUACCUAUUACAGUAUUAAUUUAAAUUUGUAUAAAAACACGUUCCUUUUGUCUAUCGUGGCCCCGGCUUCGCUGUGCGUCUUUUUACUGAGACAAGCAUGUAUGAAGGGCAUUAUUGCAAAACACUGCACAUUGCGUUUCCGUUUUAUCACACUAGUCAUUUUGUAGGCUAAGGUAAUAUCAUCUUAAAAAUCUACCCAUGCCCGCCAUCAUUGAGCUUUGCGUUCGGUAGUUUGCAUCCCUCCAGGGCCUGUGCCACCAGUAGCCAGGCUGGAAAGUCUAGUAAUCGGAUUCCUGCCUAAAAUUUAAAUAAAAACCAAAACGAACACUCGUACACAGAUACAUACACACACACACACGAAAAUAUUAGGGAAUGUAGUAAUAUAGAAACAAACGAUUAACUUCAUGCAUCAAAGAUUUAAACUAUAAUAUUUGAAACGAGAAAACGCACACGCGUGUGUGGGUUUGUGUGCGUGGUCAGCAGUAAUUAACAUAAAACCAACUCGUAUUAGAGAAAAUAUUGAGAACCUACAGCUAAGCAAAGCCAAAAAGAAACAAACAUAUACACUCGUUUAUCGAGAAGCGGUAACUCGUGUCAUCGAAUCCAGAUAUGGUUCGAGCAAGCUGCACGAAUGACUACGAUACAUUAUUUCUAACACAAAACAAAACUUUAACAUUGAACAACAUUAACACUAGUGCUAGAUUUACGUAAAAACUAAACCAAACCAACCAAUAUUAACAAUAAGUAGAGAGAUAAUAAUUUUCCCUUCCUUCAGCAGCUAUUUUCCGUUUUACGUUGUACUCUCCGGUGCAAUAGCGAUUUCUAAUCGUUUUGUUUUGUUUCAUUAUGAACAGAUUUUCUUAAACGCGAUCAAGUAACCAGAAUAAAACACCUUAUUAUGCAUCAUAUUGAGCUUAAUGGUUCGCGGCAAAUCGUUAGAGCAGUUGAAAUCAUAUACAAAUGUCAGAGCACUAUUGGUUGAUAAUUUGAUACGAUUGAAUAAUUUGUUCAUCUCGUGAAGAAUCCAUAUUUCACCGCACAAGUAUACCAACUGAAAUAAAAUAAAUCUCUUUGAACAUGCCUCCAGGGACAGCAAAAUUGAGGAAUUUUCCGUACUUUUCAUUAACUCCUGUUCAUUACCCCGAUUCACAAUGAUAAGAAAAAGUUAUUGAAAACUUACUAUUUACAGUUUUGUAAAUUGCAGGUAGGGUUUUAUGAACAGCUACAAAGUGAACACAAAAAAACUAAAAACAUAUUAUUGUUAGAUAAACCAACAAAAUGGGCUGUGAUUUCAAAUUAUGAUUUGCAAACACUACAACCAGAUACAUAAAACCCUACUUAAACAAAUGCUGCUGAUGUUUGUUUUGUUUCUACUUAUAUAUCGUAACAGUGCAUUUGCUUUUCUUGUUUGUAUCCCUCAAUUAUUAGCAAUACUUGUGUUUAGUUAAAUACUUUUUUCUACGGAUUGUUUGCUUUUAUUGACCAUCGUCCCAUAAUAAAACAAAUAAUCAUCACUAUCCCUAAAGGUUUGCAGAAAGCAUCUUAUGCUAGAAUGCAUGCAGCAGCUCGAGUGGGACGAACAAACACAUGAUUAUUAAAUCCCGUGCACCUAAUAUGUAAAAUCGGUCUUACCUUUGCCAAAUUAUUCAGAAAAGAUUGCGAGAUUAAGAUCAAAAAGAGGUUACCGUUUGGUAGCACUUUUACCAUCAACUAGACAAAUUAAACAACAGUUCAACCUGUACAUAGAUGUAAAAUCAAUGCAGCCGUUUUUCUCUCACUCUACUCUACUUAUAUAAGUAUUACUUACUGCAAUCCCUCUUUAGCAUACCUAGAGCGAGUCUAACUUAUACGGCAGCCAUUCUUAGGUGAACACGGACGCAUUUACAUUAGAUGCGUCUAACUAUGCAUUGAAAGCCAUAUCAGUUACUGAAACUAAAAGUUUCAUUUUCAAUUGCUAGUAGGGAAUGCGAAAAACAAAGAGCAGUUUGUCAAUGUGCUACAAACAGCACGCCGACGUAACUCAACCCAGAGCCAUAUUGCCCGCGUUUUGUGCGUGAAGUUUAGUGUCAAGGAUUCCUCCACAGGACAAAGCCAUCGCUUACCCAACAUUGCUAGAUUAAAAAAAUCACCACUCUAAUCGCCCUUUCUAUUUGAUGCGAAACAAACGAUAAAGUGAAAGUCCCCACAUUAUAGCAGAGCAAGUUAAAAACAAAGACUAGUCAAAUAAUUAUUAAAAAGCAAGUAAGAUCACCAAUGAAUCCACAUAUAAAAUACUUGAACAGAUAAAUGAAAAAAUACAAACACAAACAAAGUAUGAAUGAAAAAAAUGGACUACAGCCCAACGAACGUGAACCCACCUUCUUCGAGAGAAAAAACUGUGAAACUUUUCCGUCAGGUUUGAUUUUUCUCUCACCAAUCUAUAUGUCUCUCUAGCCAGGGAACUUUCAUUUGUAUCCCUCCCUAAGCUGCCUCCCUGAAACUAAACGUAGUUAGUGUGUCCUCCCUUCUCAAGGUUAUCUACAUUUCCGCAAAUCUCUGAAUGUGUUAUUUAGCUAACGAUUACAGUAAAAUUCGGUUGAACAUAUGAUAACAUAACAAUUUUACCUUUCAUUAAAGAAUCAUACUUUUAUGCCUCCUUGUUUUCUUCACGCUUGAAAAAUGGAAUGAUUUUUAUGAAUGUGGAAUCACAUGUUUCACAUACAAAUACAAGUUUGAAACAAUUUUAACAUCUAUACAUUGCAUCUGUAAGAUCCUUUAAUACCUUUUUUCUCACAAAACAUCUUAUACCCAGAGUUUGUGACAAAAUCUUGACUGGUAGAUGGGAGUGACAAAGUAGCAUCGUGCUAAGCGCAAAGCGAAGGUAAUAUUUAGUAGUAAGCAAAGAUGGCGCAACAUUAUUACAGCAUGUAGUAGCCACUAUGAAAUGAUUUUUUUAUUAUCUGUAGGCCACGUUUAAUGCCCAGUACACAUAGUUUUGACGACAAAAGUAGGUGAAUUAAACGCCCGUAUCAAAUCCGUACUGAAACUGUAGCUCAGUUAAUAAUAUCCACGCGGGAAACUAUCUUGUCCGAAAAAAUAAAACCACUCUCAUAAAAUUUUAAAAAUUUUAAGGGUUUACAUUUUUGCUGUUCAAAAGCUACGCUUAAUGUAACUAGUUUGUUUCAUCGUAUAGAAAACUCAAAGUAUUUUUUCUUAUGCACGUGAUAUGGGAAAAAACUCUCCAAAUUACCUAGAAAAUUACCGUUUUGGUUCUUUAAGUUUACUAUGCAAAGAAAUUUUUAAAAUUAUUUGCAAAUUCUAUUCAAUUUCAAUGUAGAGACAGCUUAACUUUAGCAAACAGGGAUAAUUCGAUUCACUUACCAAAAUCUAUGCUCCACGCCUCCAACACGAUAGUAUACACAUGAAUCUAUAUAUAAAUAUACAUAUAUACACCAACAUGCGUAUAUACACAUAUUUAGAAAUAACAUUAUUAUAUACAUUUACCGUGCAAAAAACGCGUGUACACACAUACAAAAACAACACAACCACAAAAAAUAACAUAGAAAAACCACAAACCAAACAAAGUAGAAGUAAACGAAAAUCACAAGUGAAACAUUACAAACCAAAUCACGAACCAAAGCUAUGGUCGUCCUUUCUCCGGGUGGAGAAACUGGACACUGCAGACCCUAGCAAGACAAAAGAGAAUGGAUUACUACACCAUUACGAGGAAAGUUAUUUUAAGUCUUCAACUAGCUAAGAAACGAUAAAGGAAGUGCGUAAUGAAAUAACAGUUGGAAAACAGAUUGCGAGUGUAUUUGUGUGUGUGCGAGCAGUGUGAGCACUGUUAAUGGGAUGCUCAUUUUUUCACAUGCAAUCACCAUUUGUAAAGGAACAAACACAGAUCCUGGCAGGAGCGCACACUGAUCACACACCCACGAAUGAACCAUUAUCUUGUUUACCUAUAACUAGAAAUACAAAUCUGUUUAAAACUAUUUGCAAGAAAAACAAUUCAUGACAGAUAAGAAACUAUGUAAAAAUCUAGGAUACAGGGUAUUUCUUGCAAUUAUUGAAAAUAAUGAGAAAUUAAAUACUAAUAGGAGAAAAACGCAUGUUGAAUAGAACAGAAGGGAGAGAUUAAAACAUAACUUACAUUUUUAAAUACUAUUACAAAACUUAUUAUUAUUGCGAAUUGAAAAACGUAAAAGUCAUCAUUAUACAUUUUUGCUAACAUAAUUCCUAUCAUUAUUCUCUUUCACAUAAACACACACACACACACAUACACUCUCACACACACACAAACACGUACAUUAUUACCACGAAGACGGAAUGGUUCAGUUAAUCAACUCGAUUUAAAUUUUUAGAAGAAGGGUUCUACUGAAAAAUGAAAUAAAUAACAAAACCAUUUACACAACGCAUUAAUCCAUACUAUUCUAUAAAUUUAACGAACAACAAAACUCAUUAAACAUUUAACAACUAACACACUUAAAUCGUGCGAUCUUAAGUAAUAGAGAAGCAAAUAAAGCUCGAUUGUUGAAACAAAAAAAGAAAACAUAAACGUUUUUUAGAUACGACCCUCCGACGAAUUUUAUUGCUCCUACUUUCUUCUUCUAUUGUCUACUAGUGAUUCAUACGUUUUGAUUCAGUAGCCUUUAGACGUUCAUGCCUGUGAAUAAUAGUCACAAAAAGGGAAAACGAUAUGAUGUUUAAAGAAAUUAGUUUUGUGAUAUGAAUAUUUAUAAAGAAUAAUAAUAGUACUAUUAAAAUGAUACUUAAAAUAACAAACCCGAAACAUCUUUAUGAAUUUGCUAAUGGAAAAGAAACACAGGAAAAAUGAAAAACAAAGUAGAUUUGACAACAGGUCGUAGGCAGGUCGUCUACCGGUAUAGAAAGGAACAGAUGAAGAAAAAGUGCAAGCGGAUGAGGAUGGGAAGAACAUGCUAGUACACAAUAAAAUGUGGAUGGAUUUACAUUUUAUUAUAGCAACACAAACACUCUAAACACUUAUCAAGAGCGAUAUACUUACAUCAGAGAUUUAUUUAUUUCAAAUCGAAUCGCCAGUUAAAGUAUUUAUUUCAGCGAAUGCCAGUAUUGUCAAGUUUUGAAAGGAGCAACAUCUUCGAGCAAACAUCGGAGUUGUAGCCCUUUUCAUAAGAACAUUUACCAUUGGCAUUAGUAAAUUAUUUUUUAUUUUAUUUUUUUUCAAAAUGUUAGCAGUAAUAUUGCAGAAAACAAAUCAGCGCUCAAUAAUGGAUCACCUAUAUGCGACGAAUUGGUAAGAGAGAUGGUGUAUUUUUUUCUAACCAAAGACCAGUCAACGCUCAGGAUGAUCCGGUGCGUUAGGCUAUUGUUGGUUAUUGUCACACAUCUGUUGCUACUUCAUGGGGCUUAUUAGUACCAUGAGGAAUAAUUUUCGAUGUGAUUCAAUAUGUUUGUUCAUGAAAAACAGCUUCAAAUGACUUUAGUAGUAUCAGUUUCUUUAACACCUUUAUCAACGUUAGACUUACGAACACAACAAUGCUACAGUUCACAAAAGACCGAUAAUACGCAACUAGAUCCUGUUAGCUCGUAGGCAGCCAAUGCAGUGAUGGUGCAUCACGUUUAAAGUUUAAUAUCAAUCAAAGAAAAGCCAAAAGCGAGCAGAAAAGAAAAUGCCCAUUUACUAGAGAGGGAGUGUGUUGUCUGCUGAACUCCGAUGCGUAGCACCAUAACAAGUAAAAAUAAGAAGGUGCAAAAGAUGAAAAAGAAAUAUAUAUACCAUAUAUACAAAGAAAUUCUUUAAAAUUUCACUUAAAAAAAUAACACAAUGUGGAGACACCUGUACAUUGCGAAAUUUAACGCUUUGAAAACGAAACAAAAAAUAUAUAUGAAUGAUAAUUUAGUAUAUUUAGUAUAACAAAGAUCGUACACGAUAACCCUUAGAAGCAAAGCCGCAAAUUCAUAAGUUGUCUCGUGAGAAGCCUAACCUAGCGAUGGGAAUGAGAAGGUUCACAGAGAAAUAAGAAACGGUGGAAAAGGCGAAGAAGGAGAAGAGUACCAACACAUACGGUUAAUACUGGAAAGCAAACAAACAAAAAUCUUAUUAAAUUAAACCAAAUUUUUAGACAAAUUUACUUUGUUUUCUUUCUCCUAACAUUGAGAAAAGGACAACUUGUGGUGGAGUUUAAACAUCUGAUAAUCGUUGACAAUUUCACCAACUUUCACCUGCACGAGACUAUAAAAACCAUCCAUUAUCCUCAAGUGUAGGUAAUGCACACUGCUUCGGUUCGCAUUGACAUCUCGUUUAUCGUUCAUUUUCUUAUAAUCUUGAUUUAUAUGUUAAGUAAAAUGUUCUGGAGGAAUUGGAAAAUUUGGCUUAAUCGUUCAUACCAUAUCAAACAUAUUACUAAGUAAUCGAUCGUUUCUUCGACGAAACUACGGUAAAUGUGUCAUGGUGGCAGAGAGAAGUUUGUUUCAUAACUUAUUGUGGUAUUUUAAUUUCAGUUUUUAAUUCAGUUUUUAAAUGUGAUAUGAGUGUUAUAAAAAGCAAACAUGCAACAUCUAAAGAACGCACAAGAAUUAUAAGUACAAUAAAUGUUUUGUAAGGUUAUAUACAACGUAAAGUUUGUUUGGAGCAGAUGUUUUAAGUCAUAGCAUGUACCUAAAAACAGCAAAACAGAAAUGGAAUCACAUUUUAUUGUUUCAUUAACAAUUGUGAAAUGUUCAACGCAAAAUAUAUGAUUUAGUACUGAAAAUUUGUUAAAUGGUGCUUUUUUGUUCAAACAUUUAACAUGAAGUACAUUUAAAAACGUCUUUGUUUCAUUUAACUGAUGAAAACAUGAAUGCAAAGAUAGACAACCGAACAACCGAAUAAGAAGAGAAAAUAAGCAAGAGUAGACACAAAAUAAUUAAUGGGAAACUUUAAUUAUUACGACAAUAUGGUAUUAUAAUAAAAUAAUAUAAAGAACAUUGAAAUGAAGCCUUAAACCAUGUAUAUGCUACAUUAAAAGCCGACUGUGCACGACUUAAUUAAAAGAUGAAACGAAACUUAUCCAAAGCAGCAACAUUUGCAUACACACAUACACGUGCGCUUUCAAAGAACCACUUACACUUUCACCAUCACACUCACACAUCAAGUGGGAAUGGGAAACCAACCGAUAGUUACAAGUGGAGUCAUCGAAAGCACCAUUAAGACUCCGCAGUCGUUUCUCUAUCUAAUUCUAAACCCAUGUAAAUUCACCACCACCACGACCCACAAACAAAACAUCAACAACAUCACCAACAACUACUACUACGACCAUAUUGAAUGGUUUCAAUCAAAGAAUUUUCUCUUUAAAACUUUAAAACGAAUUAUAAGACAAAUUGCACUGCUGUAAUGCAGCGGAACAAAACGAACAAAGCUGCAGUAGUGCCGUGCAUUGGGCACUGGAGGGGCACAACUUUAAAACAAACACAAAUAUCCUAAACACUACUAUUAUAAAGGUAUCAUUCAUUAUUCUCUCUCCCUCUCUAUCUCUCUCUUCCUCUCUAUAUCUUUGCGAUUCGCAAAAUUUGCGUAAGAUAACGGUAGCACAGGGAUCGACUGUUACUAUUAAUUUAAAUUAUGAAGCCGGAUGAAUGCUAUUCGUUUGGGACAUUUAUUAAUCUUACAUGAUGGAGUGUCUCGAAUGUACUGAAACUACUUUAGCGAUUGUAUCAUACUGGUUGCAACUUUAUCUAAUUCAUUUUUUUAUAUUCCAAGCUAGACCGUCGAGUGCAUUUUGCUUUUCUGUUUUUUUUUUGUUUUUUUUUUUUU